UCUUUUCAGCGCACGUUGUCAUUGUCGUAAGCGAUUUUUAUUGCAUUCGAGCGAUAUUAUAUCAGUAUUCUACCUUCAAAAUGAGCGAAGCAGAGAUGAAAACGAUGGAAGAAGAUGGGGAAGUGGAAACUUUUGCCUUUCAAGCAGAAAUUGCCCAAUUGAUGAGCUUGAUUAUUAACACCUUUUACUCAAACAAGGAAAUUUUCCUCCGUGAACUUAUUUCCAACUCGUCGGAUGCCCUAGAUAAGAUCCGUUAUGAAAGUCUGACUGAUGCAAGUAAAUUGGAUAGUUGUAAAGACUUAAAGAUUGAGAUCAUUCCUAACAAAGAUGACAACACCUUAACAAUUAUUGACACUGGAAUUGGAAUGACCAAAGCAGAUCUUGUGAACAACUUGGGUACUAUUGCCAAGUCUGGUACAAAAGCAUUCAUGGAAGCAUUACAGUCCGGUGCUGACAUUUCCAUGAUUGGUCAGUUUGGUGUUGGUUUCUAUUCUGCUUACCUGGUUGCAGAUAAAGUUGUCGUGCACACAAAGAACAAUGAUGACGAGCAGUAUGUUUGGGAGUCAUCUGCUGGUGGCUCUUUCACUGUUGCUCAUGACAAUUCAGAGCUGUAUGGUCGUGGUACAAAGAUUGUACUUCACAUGAAAGAAGAUCAGUUGGAAUAUUUGGAUGACAAGAAAGUGAAAGAUGUUGUGAAGAAGCACAGCCAGUUCAUUGGAUAUCCAAUCAUUUUGAAGGUUCAAAAAGAACGUGAAAAGGAGGUUAGUGAUGACGAGGAUGAAGAUGACGACAAGAAGGAAGGAGAAGAUGAGGAUGAAAAAAAGGAAAAUGGGGAAGCUGAAGAAGAUGGAGGAGAUGAAGAAGAAAAAGAUAAAGCAAAAAUAGAAGAUAUAAGUGAGGAUGGUGAGAAAGAAGAUGAAACAAAAAAGAAGAAGAAGAUAAAAGAGAAAUACAUUGAUGAAGAGGAAUUAAACAAGACAAAGCCAUUAUGGAUGAGAAAUCCAAGUGACAUCACAAGUGAACAGUAUGCUGAGUUCUACAAAAGCCUGACAAAUGACUGGGAAGAACAUUUAGCUGUCAAGCAUUUCUCUGUUGAAGGUCAACUUGAGUUCCGUGCCAUUCUUUUUGUUCCAAAGCGUGCACCGUUUGAUCUGUUUGAGAAUCGCAAGAAGAGGAAUAACAUCAAGCUGUAUGUUCGGCGUGUCUUCAUUAUGGAUACUUGUGAUGACCUGAUUCCAGAGUAUCUCAACUUUGUGAAAGGUGUCGUUGAUUCAGAAGAUCUUCCUCUUAACAUUUCUCGUGAAACAUUGCAGCAAAGCAAGAUCUUGAAGGUCAUCCGUAAGAAUCUUGUUAAGAAGUGCAUGGAAUUAUUCAACGAAGUUGCUGAAGACAAGGAUAACUACAAGACCUUUUAUGAACAAUUCUCAAAGAACCUAAAAUUGGGCAUCCAUGAAGACAGUACCAAUCGUGCAAAGCUUGCAGAUCUACUCCGCUACCACUCCUCCAACAGUGAUGAGAUGACUUCUUUGAAAGAAUAUGUAUCUCGCAUGAAAGAAGCCCAAAAAGAUAUCUACUAUAUAACUGGAGAGUCAAAAGAUCAAGUUGCCCAUUCCUCAUUUGUUGAACGUGUUUUGAAACAAGGCUUUGAAGUCCUCUACAUGACUGAGCCUAUUGAUGAGUAUUCCAUUCAACAGUUGAAGGAGUAUGAUGGCAAGAAACUGGUUAGUGUCACAAAGGAAGGUCUUGAGCUCCCUGAAGAUGAAGAGGAAAAGAAAAAGCGUGAAGAGCAGAAAGCUGCUUUUGAAGACCUUUGCAAGCUCGUCAAGGAAAUACUUGACAAAAAAGUGGAAAAGGUUGUACUGUCCACCCGUCUUGUGUCAUCGCCAUGUUGUAUUGUUACCAGUCAAUAUGGAUGGUCUGCAAAUAUGGAACGUAUCAUGAAAGCCCAAGCCUUGCGCGACUCAAGCACCAUGGGAUACAUGGCUGCAAAGAAACAUCUUGAAAUCAACCCAGAUCAUUCAAUUAUCAAGGCAUUGAAAAAUAAAGUUUCUGAAGAUAAGAAUGACAAAUCAGUGAAGGAUCUUGUUCACUUGUUAUUUGAAACAUCGUUGUUAUCUUCUGGCUUCUCACUUGAUGAACCUCAAGUUCACUCUGCUCGUAUAUACAGAAUGAUCAACCUUGGUUUAGGAAUUGAUGAGGAUAUAGUUGAAGAUGAUGCAAAUGAGGAAGACAUGCCUCCUCUGGAAGAAGGGGGAGACGAAGAUGCUAGCAAAAUGGAAGAAGUCGAUUAAACUGUUUAAAAACGCUUGUAAACCAAACAAUUUUAGUUCUGCUUGACAUUAUUUAAUAAAGCUUCCACUAUUGACUUGUUUCUAAGCAUAAAUAGGUUGCAAUUAUAAAUUACCUGUAGAAAUAGUUGAUUUGUGUAACUUGUGUUGCUGGAGUACUCUUGUUUUGCUUUAGUUUAUCAUGCUCUCUGCUAUAUUAUUGACUUUGAUUUUGUGCUAUGAUUAAAUGUGAAGAAAAAUA
Molecule: messenger RNA, 2529 nt
Organism: Xenia sp. Carnegie-2017
Lineage: Eukaryota; Metazoa; Cnidaria; Anthozoa; Malacalcyonacea; Xeniidae
Product: heat shock protein HSP 90-beta-like
Exons: 7
Coding region: 81-2291 (736 amino acids)
Biological process (GO): protein folding; protein stabilization; cellular response to heat
Cellular component (GO): plasma membrane; cytosol; perinuclear region of cytoplasm
Molecular function (GO): ATP hydrolysis activity; ATP-dependent protein folding chaperone; ATP binding
Source: RefSeq, a predicted model, not a curated record